AUGAAGUAUCAGCGAUGGGAUUGUUCGAUCGAUCACCCAAUCUUAUCAGUCGAUUACACGUUGCUGCAUGAACCAAUGAUCGUCAAGCACGGUUAUAAAGAGGCGGCGUUCCUGGUUGCUCUUUCUUCUGCAGGGGCUGCAUGGAGCGUUGCGCGUGCAUGUGCGGAGGGUCGCCUGGCCAGUUGUUCCUGCAAUAUCGAUCAACAUGUGAGCAACCAGGCAUGGCAAUGGGGAGGCUGCUCGUACAGCGUCAAAUUUGGCCUCAUUACGUCACGGAAGUUGCUGACUCCAAAACACUCAUCGAAAACACACGACCUCAUGCGCAAAACAUAUCGACAUAACUUGAAGGCUGGAAGGGUGGCCGUAAAGAGGACUCUACGGAAAACCUGCAAGUGUCACGGAAUGUCUGGCAGUUGCCAGAUAAAGACUUGCUGGAAAACGACUGCUGAUUUAAGGAACAUUGGCACCCACCUCUGGCGGAAAAUGCAAACGGCAAGGUUCCUGUUGCAGAACAACUCGCCAAACGAUUCCCGUCACGUGGUUCAGAAGAUCAGGUCGAGUGAACUUGUGUACUUUGAGCAGUCGCCGAGCUUCUGUGACCGCAUAGACGCGAUCAAAACCCUGGGCACCAGUGGCAGGACGUGCAACAUCAGGAACGAGACAAAAAGUGUCGGUGAUUGCGACCUCCUCUGCUGCGGCCGUGGUUACUACCAGUACAGAGAGACGAGCAUCGAAAACUGCAGGUGUAAGUUUCAGUGGUGCUGCUACGUCACAUGCGAAAAAUGUAGAAGAACCAAGUGGGUCUCGAAAUGCCGAUGA
Molecule: messenger RNA, 819 nt
Organism: Soboliphyme baturini
Lineage: Eukaryota; Metazoa; Nematoda; Enoplea; Dioctophymatida; Soboliphymatidae
Source: the annotation of a GenBank genome assembly